AUGGAUGAACGCAUGAUUAAUAAUGCAUUAGAUGAUUCUGACAAUUUUUCUAGUGACAGUUUUGACGAUAAUGAUAGUGAUCCGAUAUAUUGUGUUGAAAAUGAAAAUAAUAGCGAUUCUCAAGAGUCGUCAGAUGAUGAGGAUCAAAUAGAGAAUCAAAUUUUACCAAUAUCUAACAAUAGCCAAUCAAAUUGGAAUACAGUAACAGGUACUAAUCAAAAAAAUUUUAACUUUACGGGAAAUUCGGGGCCAUUAGUCAUUUUAGACGAAGAUAUUGGACCUAUGGAUUAUUUUAAAUUGUUUUUAACUGACAAUAUAAUUGAGUUAAUGGUCAUUGAAACAAAUAGAAACGCUCAACAAUUUUUAAAUACUCAAACAAUUACACGUGGUAGUAGAUUUUCAUUUUGGCAACCAAUAAACAAAAAUGAUAUGGAAAAAUUUAUGGGACUUUUGAUGUGGAUGGGACUCGUAAAAAUGACUUCAAUAGCUGACUAUUGGAGCAAAGCUGAACGUUAUAAAAAUGGUGUUGCACCAAAAAUUAUGAGUCGGAAUAAAUUUGAACUCAUUCUUAGGUUUUGGCAUUUUGAGGACAAUGAGACUGCUGACAAAACCGAUCGCCUAUACAAAGUAAGAAAAUUACUUAAUAUGGCAAAUGAUUUAGUAAAAAAUAUAAAUAAACCUGGAGAAAUAAUCGCGGUAGAUGAAUCUAUGAUACCUUUUCGAGGCAGACUUAAAUUUCGGCAGUAUAUCCCAAAUAAAACACAUAAAUAUGGCGUAAAAUUUUUCAAAGUAUGUGGGACUAAUGGAUACACGUAUAAAAUUAUUAUAUACGAAGGAAAACAAUCAAAACUCGGAGAAGCGUUGAGUGAAACAAUAGUAACUUCUUUGUGUGAAAAUUAUCUGAACGAAGGACGUACUAUUGUCACUGAUAAUUUUUAUACGUCUGUUCCACUAGCGGAAACACUUUUAAGGCAAGACACUCAUUUGGUUGGAACUCUUAGAAAAAAUAGACGUUUUUUACCAAAAACAGUGAUUGAAAAAAAAUUGAAAAAAGGGGAAUUUGUCGGUCUGGAAAAUAAUUCUGGUAUUGUAGUAUCUAAAUUUAAAGAUAAACGUGACAUUCACUUACUUUCAACGCGACAUCAAUUAAAUAUGACAAACACAGGGAAGAAAAAUAGGAAUCAAGAAGAUAUAUUAAAACCAGAUAUCAUAUUAUUCUAUAAUGCUGGAAAAGCAGGAAUAGAUAUAUCGGAUCAGUUAGCGUCGUACUGCACUCCUAUGAGAAAGAUGCUUGUAGAUAAACUCCUUGAAUUAAAACCUACAUCUUUACGUGUUUCAAACUCUGAACAACCUCUUGAAAAUAGAUUUCAAAGACGACAAAUAAUAAAACAUAAACUCGAAGAGACAGAAGAAAAAUGUUCAAGAAACAGAAAAAAAAGAAACAGGUGUAUUGAAUGCUAUACAAAAUUUUCGAAUGAACUAGGAUACAAGGAAGCUUUGAACAAGGCUAAGAAAGUAACAACCUUUUGCAGUCUUUGCCCAUCGAAACCAUCGAGUAAGAACAGUACAGCAGCCGGUGGUGGUAAUUCUUUAGCCGUCUAG
This is a messenger RNA of Rhopalosiphum maidis (corn leaf aphid), 1602 nucleotides long. Its product is annotated as piggyBac transposable element-derived protein 4-like. The coding region runs from base 1 to 1602 and encodes 533 amino acids. The record is from RefSeq and is a predicted model, not a curated record. Lineage: Eukaryota; Metazoa; Arthropoda; Insecta; Hemiptera; Aphididae. The transcript is spliced from 4 exons.